Messenger RNA from Acytostelium subglobosum LB1, 609 nucleotides. RefSeq lists its product as hypothetical. Bases 1 to 609 code for a protein of 202 amino acids. The transcript has 2 exons. Lineage: Eukaryota; Evosea; Eumycetozoa; Acytosteliales; Acytosteliaceae. The record is from RefSeq and is a predicted model, not a curated record.
AUGAACAACAUUGCCUUUCAGGUGGCCUCCUCUUUCCCUCCACCCUCAUGGCCUACUCUAAUCCAAUACAACUUUGACACCAAUCAAUCCUCCACGACUUGUUUCUCACCAGAGGGUGGGGGCUAUGGAAACUACCACUCAAACAGCCUGACAUACUUCAUGGUCAUCCAAGGAAUCCAUGAAGAGGUUUCAGAGAUCGCUGUGGUCUCAUAUCACAUCCCAAGCAACACGACCAAGGAGUUCCACUUUGACUUGCCAUUCUUGAGCAAUGGUACCUACUCCAUUUCUUAUGGAACGUAUUACAACUCCAAAUUCUACAUCGAAUUCGUCCCAGACAGCAUCAACAUUGCCACUUUGAUCUACCAGAUCGAUAUGAUCAAGAAUGAGACACAGUUGCUGUUUGCUGUUCCACACGACCCAGGUACAGUUGAUACCAACACCAUUUAUGUUGACAUCCCGCACAACAGUCUGGUCUUCGUUGGACAACGUCUUUACAUUGGUCCACAACUCGAUAUUUAUGUGAUGGAUCUCACCACCCUCGAGUAUGCCAACCGCCAAGUUGAAUUCUACUUCGAGUUGGUGAACGCUGACAUCUUCACCGUGGAAUGA